Molecule: messenger RNA, 1313 nt
Organism: Saprolegnia parasitica CBS 223.65
Lineage: Eukaryota; Oomycota; Saprolegniomycetes; Saprolegniales; Saprolegniaceae
Exons: 12
Coding region: 39-1280 (413 amino acids)
Biological process (GO): proteolysis
Molecular function (GO): aspartic-type endopeptidase activity; protein binding
Source: RefSeq, a predicted model, not a curated record
CGUUUGGAUCAUUUCAUUUUGCGAGCGGAAGGCGCAGCAUGCAGCUCACGGUCACGUACGAAGAGCAUGUGCUCCAGGUCGAGGUCGACGCGGCCGACCCGAUCGAGAACCUCAAGGCCAUCAUCGAGGCCGAGAUCAACCUGCCCAUGGCCCGUCAGAUCUUGGUGCUCAACGGCCGACAAGUGAACCCAGACCACACGGUGGGCCAAGCGGGGAUCCAGAACAACGACUUGAUCCUGGUGACGACGCCGGCCACGGCCGCGCCGCCACCGGCCCCAGCGAUGGGCGCGGCACGUCUUGGGGGACCUGCGACCCAAGCCCGUGCUGGCAUGACCUUGCAAGACAUUCCGCCCAAUUGCUCGGCGGAGCUGCUCAUUGAGAUCAUGCGCUUGAAUCCGCAGUUGCUACGCCAGGUGGAGAGCGGGAACGCGCCCAUGGCCGCGGCCAUCCGGGCCAACAACGUCUCGGAAGUGCGCAUGCUCUUGAUGAAGCAGUACAUGGAAGCCGCCAGCCGCAAGUACCAAGAGGAACAAGAGCUCAUUGCUCUCAACGCCAACCCGUUCUCGGAAGAAGCGCAAGCCAAGAUCGAAGAAGCCAUCCGGCUCGGGAACGUCCAGCAGAACAUGGAGAUCGCCAUGGAAGAGAUGCCCGAGGCAUUUGGCCGUGUCUCGAUGCUGUACAUCCCCACCGUUGUCAACGGCACACCCGUCAAGGCGUUCGUCGACUCGGGCGCGCAGUCGACCAUCAUGUCUUCGAGCUGUGCGGAGCGCUGCGGCAUCAUGCGUCUCGUCGACCGGCGCUACGCCGGGCAGGCGGUCGGCGUGGGGACAGCCAAGAUCAUUGGCCGCGUGCACAUGGCCGAGCUCAAGAUUGGUUCGAUCUUUUACAACUGUAGCUUUACCAUCCUCGACCAGCAGGGCGUCGACUUUCUCUUCGGCUUGGACAUGCUCAAGCGCCACCAGUGCUGCAUCGAUCUGCACCGUAACCUCUUGGUCUUGCGCGACCCGACGGGCUCGCACGAAGUGUCGUUCUUGCCCGAGCACGAGAUUCCUGUGAGCGGACACGACGCGCCGCCGACCACGCCGUUGCCAUCGACACCAACACCGGCCCCCGCGGCGCCGUCGACUCCUGCACCGACGACGCCUGGUUUGUCGCCAGACCAGGCGGCCAAAGUCGCCCAACUGGUUGCCUUUGGCUUUCCAGAAGGACCGGCGCUUCAAGCGCUGCAGUCGUGCAGCUGGAACGUCGACAUUGCUGCCGGCCUCCUCUUUGAAAACUAGGAAGUGGAUUUUACAACACAAAUGCCAAUCGCC